Messenger RNA from Myripristis murdjan (pinecone soldierfish), 5209 nucleotides. It is a transcript of the gene sema6a, whose product is annotated as sema domain, transmembrane domain (TM), and cytoplasmic domain, (semaphorin) 6A. Bases 548 to 3652 code for a protein of 1034 amino acids. The record is from RefSeq and is a predicted model, not a curated record. Gene Ontology annotation, molecular function: semaphorin receptor binding; chemorepellent activity. Gene Ontology annotation, biological process: positive regulation of neuron migration; semaphorin-plexin signaling pathway; neural crest cell migration. The transcript is spliced from 21 exons. Gene Ontology annotation, cellular component: plasma membrane. Lineage: Eukaryota; Metazoa; Chordata; Actinopteri; Holocentriformes; Holocentridae.
CAGCUGGGAUCGCUGCGCUGCGCUCCAGUCUGGUAAGAAGCUUCAUCUCCAAAUAGGAUGACCGUCGGCUUUUGUGGAAGGGACUGCAUUCAGCUCCGUCGCUAGCUCUGGGACACCCGGUUGGUUCCGUUCAGUUUACCUUGAGGGAGUUUAAAUGCCAAAACGUCGGGUUUCUCUCUAGUGUGGAUUUCCGAUGGAUAUUCCGAUUUGAGGAGGUGUGAUUUGAGCGCGGCAUGUAACAAAAAGAAGCGCAUGAGAGGCUUCAGAAAAGUAGCGCUCGUAUUGUUAUUUUGAAACGAGCACCGUCUGAACUGCUUUGAGAGCAAAUUCUCAUGGAUUACUAAAAGAGAGACCUAUAUAAACACUCCGAGGCAUAUCCAUUCAUGAGCUGAAGGGAACACUGAGUGUUUGGUUAAGAGGAAUAUUGUGUCUGUGUGUGUCUUCUAUCAUGCCUGUGUCAGAUUAAAGCUACCAAGCUGAGGUAAAUCCAUAGAGGACCAGCAGUAGCAGCAGCAGCAGCAGCAGCAGCAGCAGCGUUGGUGCGACCAUGAGGUCAGAGGCCUUGUUACUCUACUUCACGCUACUGCAAAUAGCCGGGGCGGGCUUCCCCGAAGACACAGAGCCGAUUAGUAUUUCACAUGGCAACUACACAAAGCAGUAUCCAGCAUUUGUGGGCCACAAACCUGGCAGGAACAACACUCAGCGGCACAAACUGGACAUCCAGCUCAUCAUGAUCAUGAACAGGACUUUAUACAUCGCUGCCAGGGAUCACAUAUACACGGUGGACACAGACACUGCCAACAGUGAGGAGAUCUUUUUCAGUAAGAAAUUGACAUGGAAGUCCAGGCAGGCAGAUGUGGACACCUGCAGAAUGAAAGGGAAGCACAAGGAUGAAUGUCACAAUUUCAUCAAAGUCCUCCUGCAGCAAAACGAUGACACCUUGUUUGUGUGUGGAACAAAUGCUUUCAAUCCCUCUUGCCGAACCUACAAGAUGGACUCCCUGGAGGCUCUAGGAGAGGAGAUCAGCGGGAUGGCACGCUGCCCGUAUGAUGCCAAGCACGCCAACGUUGCCCUCUUCGCGGAUGGCAAGCUGUACUCGGCCACCGUAACAGACUUCCUAGCGAUCGAUGCAGUCAUCUAUCGUAGCCUAGGAGACAGCCCGACUCUGCGCACUGUCAAACAUGACUCCAAAUGGCUGAAAGAGCCCUACUUUGUCCAGGCAGUUGAUUAUGGCGACUUCAUCUACUUCUUCUUUCGGGAAAUUGCCAUGGAGUACAACACAAUGGGAAAGGUUGUGUUUCCGCGGGUGGCUCGGGUUUGCAAGAAUGACCGCGGCGGCUCGCAGCGUGUCCUGGAGAAACAGUGGACCUCCUUUCUCAAGUCUCGCCUGAACUGCUCCAUCCCAGGCGACUCCCACUUCUACUUCAACAUCCUACAGGCGGUGACGGAUGUCAUCCACAUCAAUGGGAGGGAUGUGGUAAUGGCAACCUUCUCCACGCCUUACAACAGCAUUCCAGGCUCAGCAGUGUGUGCCUAUGACAUGGCGGAGGUGGCCAACACGUUCACAGGGCGUUUCAAAGAGCAGAAAUCCCCAGACUCCACCUGGACGCCUUUUCCUGAAGAGAAGGUUCCCAAGCCAAGGCCUGGCUACUGCGCUGGCACUCCAUCCAUGGAGCGAUACAAGGUGUCCAAUGAGUUCCCUGAUGACACACUCAACUUCAUCAAGAUGCAUCCUCUAAUGGACGAGGCUGUGCCCUCCAUUGCUAACAGACCAUGGUUCCUGAAGACCAUGGUCCGGUAUCGUCUGACGCGCAUCGUGGUGGACAACGCAGCUGGCCCCCAUAAGAACCACACCGUCGUCUUCCUGGGAUCAGAGAAAGGCAUCAUUCUCAAGUUCUUGGCCAAGAUGAACAGCGGCUUCCUCAACGACAGCCUCUUUUUGGAGGAGCUCAGUGUCUACAACCCUGACAAGUGCAGUAUAGAUGGUGUUGAAGACAAGCGCAUCAUCAGCAUGCAGAUAGACAGCAAGAGUCACUCUCUCUGGGUCGCUUUCACCUCCUGUGUGGUCAAGGUGCCGCUGUCUCGCUGUGAAAGGCACGGCAGAUGCAAGAAGUCCUGUAUCGCCUCCAGGGACCCGUACUGUGGUUGGGUGUCAGAAGGAGCUUGCAGACAGGUGGUCCUCAACGCAAAAUCAGCCUUUGAGCAGGACGUGGAGCAUGGUAACACAGAUGGCCUGGGAGACUGCCAAAAUACCUUUGUGGCUCUGAAUGACGUUCUGUCCGGUUAUCAGAGUAAUGGAACGGUGCCGCAUGGCCACCAUCACCAUCACCACCACACCCUCCCACUCCCCACGUCCGCCCUGCCCGAGGCCGCAGAGGGGCCCCUGGGGCGGGGCCGCAUGGUGGAGCGGAAGGACCCCCCCAUGAGCUCAGACAAAGGGGAGGACCCCUACAUGGCCGUGCCCUCUCAGACUCAGCCCGAAGCCAAUGGUGUGAUCCGUGAGAGCUAUCAGAAGGGGCGUGACCAGCUUGUUCCCAUAACCCUAUUGGCUAUAGCCGUCAUCCUUGCCUUUGCCAUGGGCGCUAUCUUCUCUGGCAUCAUCGUCUACUGUGUCUGUGACCACCGGCGCCGCGACAUGGACCUGACAGGCCGCAAGGAAAAGGACAGCCACCACCUCCACUCCCGCAGGGGAUCCAUGAACAGUGUGACCAAGCUGACGGGACUGUUUGAGACGCAGGCCAAAGACGGACGCCCUGAGGCAAUCCUCACCCCUUUGAUGCACAACGGGAGACUCACACCAAACGGGAAGAUGCUGAUCAAAGCAGACCAGCACCACCUGGACCUAGCCGCUCUGCCAACGCCCGAAUCCACCCCCAUGCAACCUCGCCGCAAGCCCAGUCGGGGCAGCCGCGAGUGGGAGAGGAACCAGAACCUCAUCAAUGCUUGCACAAAGGACAUGCCACCUAUGGGUUCCCCUGUUAUCCCGACAGACCUGCCUCUAAGGGCCUCUCCAGGCCACAUCCCUAGCGUGGUGGUCCUACCUCUGCCACAGCACCAGCACCAGCUUCAGCCUCACCUCCAGCAGCACCAGCAGGCCUACCAGCACGAGUAUGUGGAACAGCCCCACCGCAGUGACCUGAGCAUGGGCCACAGCGUCAUGGACGACCAGGCGGCCACCCUGGAGUACAAGACGGUGAAGAGCCCCUGUCACAGCCUCAACAUGGUGGAUUCAGAUGGGGUGCUGCCGCCCCGUGUGCCCCAGCGAGAGGCCUCCCUCACCGUCCCGCCUGCCGUCCCGCAGAUGGGCAAACGCCUGGAGGUCCACUCUUCAGUCUACGGGCUCCGGAAAGGAUCGGCAUCCUCCGCGUCCGGAUCCGCCGUCCUCAAGAAGCACAAUACCAACUCGUCUAACUCCUCCCACCUGGCGCGACAUCACAGUUUCAACCGUGUGGAGACCCCGCCCCCUGCGCCCCAGAGGGUAGACUCCAUACACAUGACGGCGCAGGGCAUGUCUCUGUCGCGGCAGUCUGGAAUGAGCUCCUAUGGUUCACUGCCUCGAACGGGCAUCAAGCAUCUCAAGCCUGAUGUCCCACCCAAACCCUCCAUAGUCUCACUCUCAACAAAAGUCAAGUCCAGUGACUCCUGCACAUAGUCAGUCAGCUAGCCAGUUAGUCCAAUGUGAACGGACAGUAGUCAAAAGGUUUUCUGAAAGAAAAACAGGGAAUACAACUUGCAUCUCCUUUUAGUGUUUUUUUUGUCGGUGUACAGUACAGUGGAAAAUGCAACACACUUUUUCUAAGAAAACGUUUUCUUUUUAUAUAAAUAUGUAAAUAUUAUACAAAUGGUUGUCGUCGUUCGUUGCCGUCAUCGAGCUCAGGCUCUGGCUGGCUCCCAGUUCCUCUGUAAACACACAUGGGAACACUUGCUACUGAAACCGAAGAUGAUGAUGAUGCCUGCCCUGAAUAUUUCACCCAAUGACACCCUGUAGCAUCCAAGACGGUGGCUCUGUUGUUUGUGGUGUCUUUGGCCACUGGGACUUGACUGAUAAUUUGUUUUCUUGACCAAGCUGGCAAAAGCACAUAAGAAGACAGUCCAGUGAUGCGGCGGUGAAUCGUUGUACAGUACCGUGAGGACUGGGGGAUGUAAGUCAGCAGGCAUUUGGACCCAGAGAAUGAGCUUGGACUGGAAGGACAGACAGCUGCCUGAGUUAUGUUGGAAACUGUGAAAAGCCUCUCAGUGUUACAGCUAUCCUGGACACAGCAAUCAAGCCCUGCCUUGGUUUGUCUGAAAGCCUGGGCCAGAAGAGUCUUCUACUGUACUGGUUACUGAAUAACACAUGACUGUUAAUACUAAUAGCUUGUUGUAUUUAUUUUUAUUAAGUGCUUUUGAAGAAAAAAAUAAGACUGACUUUUUAGGCUCGGUGAGAGAGAGGACAGAGAAAAGAUCUUUUAAUAUUAAUUAAUCAAGUGUGAAAAAAAAAACUAUUUAAAGUCAUUAAACUGGAGCCAGUAGAACUUUCUUGAUGACUAAAGGUCCACUAGGUCCUACUGUGUUUUCAGUGGGACCCGGGGAUUCUGCAGCUUGAGAUAUAUGUGACCUCUUGUGUAGAGGAGGAGAUAUUUAUUUAAACUGUGCCAGACAGGGACUUUUACCUUCACGGACCAGAAUCUCCAUUGUUUUAGACCAAUCAGAAAAAAAAGACUUCUUGAAUCUCACCCUUUCACUCCUCCAAUGAGCAUCCCCCAAUCAGCACUGUGGUUUUGUAUGAGUCGGUAACUUGAGUCCUGAUUGGUUGCUGGCUCACUGGUGCCAUCAAAGAUCACUGUUGCAUGUUGCAAAGAAAUAACAGAAGCAGCUGCAGCAGCAACAACAACAACAGUAUGGAAUUCUGCAUAUACACAUGCACAUUGACAAAAAAAAAAAAAAAAAGAAGAAGAAGCUCGCUGCAAGUGACAGAGCAUUGCCUCCCUCUUGAAACGUAUCAUCUUCUCUAGCCGCAUCACACAGACAAGCAGGCAGAAAAGAAAAAAAAUACAGUUAAAAAAUCUGUUUAUAUUGCCUGUUUCUCUUCCACGUGUAAAUUUGUGCCUUACACCCUAAAGUAGUGACAAUGUUUUCUUUUAUAGCUGUUAACUUUGUCUCCUUGUAGUAUUUUUUAUUUUCUUACAUCAUGAUAUUUCCCUGGUUUGAUAAAAAGGCAAUUAAAGAA